AGAGAAGAGGUACAUAUAGAUUUCUUUUAGGUUCUCUAUUUUUGAAAAUUUAAGCUCAUUGGCUAGAAGUUUUACCUUAUUAUGUUCAUAAAACAAUAAGUUGAGAUGAGUUUAGACAAGUUCAUAACAAAUGUUUUUUACGGUAUAAAUGUGUGUAAUAUCGUAUAAUACUCCAUAGUAGAAUAGUUUUAUUGUUUUGAAAUUGAAAGUGAAAAGUCUUAUCAUUGGACACACUAUAAAUUUGUGGGUCUGAGGAAGUGCACCACAGUAGACCAGCAUUUCUACCUGCUACCAGCCUACCCUCAUCCUAUUCAACCCAACGUCUCUCUUUCUCUUCCACUUUGACUAAUUUGCAUGAGUUUCCUACCAAAAAAAAAAAAAAAAAAAAACGCAAUGGUGAUGAGAAUGCUCCUAGUCUUGCAGUUACUAAUUUUAGGAAUUGGGAAUGGUGUGAUCAUAAUCGAGUCGACUGACAAAAUAACAAGAUUACCAGGACAACCUUCAGUAGAAUUCCAGCAUUACUCUGGUUAUGUAACAAUUACUGAUGAUCAAGACGAAAUCAACCAAAAAGCUCUGUUUUACUACUUUGUUGAGGCUGAAAUUGACCCUCUUACUAAGCCUCUUGUUCUCUGGCUUAAUGGAGGACCUGGUUGCUCUUCACUUGGUGUUGGCGCUUUCUCUGAAAAUGGUCCUUUUCGGCCUACAGGAAAUCGCCUCGUUACUAAUCAGUAUAGCUGGAACAAAGAAGCAAAUAUGCUGUAUUUAGAAACUCCUGCAGGAGUUGGUUUCUCAUAUUCAACUAAUCUUUCCUUUUAUCAAACUGCAAAUGAUCAUAUUACAGCCAGGGACAAUCUCGCGUUUCUGCAAAAAUGGUUUCUCAAGUUCCCACAAUAUCAGAACAAAAGCUUAUUCAUUACUGGGGAAAGCUAUGCCGGUCAUUAUGUUCCCCAACUAGCUGAACUUAUGCUUCAAUACAACAAGGACAGACUAUUCAACUUAAAAGGAAUUGCAUUGGGUAAUCCAGUUCUAGAGUUCACAACUGAUUUCAAUUCACGGGCAGAGUUUUUCUGGUCUCAUGGAUUGAUAUCUGAUUCCACCUACAAUGUAUUUACUUCGGCUUGCAACUAUUCACGUUAUGUGGGGGAAUACUACCGAGGAUUUGUGUCACCAAUGUGUUCUAAGGUGAUGAGCUUGGUGAGCCGAGAAACAAGCAGAUUUGUUGAUAAAUAUGAUGUUACCCUGGAUGUUUGCUUGCCAUCUAUAUUCUCCCAAUCCAAAUUCCUUACUCCCCAUCAAGAUGGUGAGACAAUAGACGUUUGUGUGGAGGAUGAAACAUUGAAAUACUUGAAUCGGCAAAAUGUGCAAAAGGCCAUGCAUGCUCGUCUUGUAGGAGUCAAUUCAUGGACUGUUUGUAGCAAAAUCCUGGAUUAUGAGCUACUUGACCUGGAGCAACCUACUAUACAUAUUCUAGGCGAUCUCAUCAAGGCUGGAAUUCCUGUACUGAUUUACAGUGGAGAUCAAGAUUCGGUAAUUCCUCUAACUGGGAGUAGAACACUAGUUAAACGGCUGGCUGAUGAGCUAAAACUGAACACAACUGUACCAUACAGAGUCUGGUUUGUGGGGAUGCAGGUUGGUGGUUGGACAGAAGUGCAUGGAGAUGUCCUAUCUUUUGCCACAAUACGAGGAGCAUCUCAUGAAGCUCCAUUUUCUCAGCCAGAGAGGUCACUUGUGCUGUUUAAAUCUUUUCUGGAGGGUAAGCCUCUUCCUGAAGUAUUCUGAUCUACUUGAAUGAGUAAGCA
Molecule: messenger RNA, 1799 nt
Organism: Chenopodium quinoa (quinoa)
Lineage: Eukaryota; Viridiplantae; Streptophyta; Magnoliopsida; Caryophyllales; Amaranthaceae
Product: serine carboxypeptidase-like 45
Exons: 9
Coding region: 355-1779 (474 amino acids)
Biological process (GO): proteolysis
Cellular component (GO): vacuole
Molecular function (GO): serine-type carboxypeptidase activity
Source: RefSeq, a predicted model, not a curated record